Sitodiplosis mosellana (orange wheat blossom midge) is the source of this 10307-nucleotide messenger RNA. It is a transcript of the gene REPTOR, whose product is annotated as protein CREBRF homolog. Gene Ontology annotation, molecular function: DNA-binding transcription factor activity, RNA polymerase II-specific; RNA polymerase II transcription regulatory region sequence-specific DNA binding. The coding region runs from base 7281 to 9524 and encodes 747 amino acids. The transcript has 5 exons. Gene Ontology annotation, cellular component: nucleus. Gene Ontology annotation, biological process: response to unfolded protein; regulation of transcription by RNA polymerase II. The record is from RefSeq and is a predicted model, not a curated record. Lineage: Eukaryota; Metazoa; Arthropoda; Insecta; Diptera; Cecidomyiidae.
UAGUUUAUUUAUAACAUUUAAAUUGUAUUCAUUGUGUUGUGUGGAUUAAAUUGGCAUUAAGCGCCAAACGAUUUGUUUUUAUGUAAAAGCGUGAGCAUUUCUAUGUGAAAAAAUAAAUAAAUAUCCAGUUGAAGAACAAAUUGCCAUUUGCAAAGCGGGCGCACGCGAAGUGAAGCCCAAGCAUUCGAUGGUGUACACGUUUAUUGAAUAAAAAAAAAGAAGAAAUAAGUUUAUGCUAAUUAAACAAAAAAUUGAGUGGCAGUUGGAGCCAAGGUUCUAUCGUCAAAAUAUGCGGGAAAAUGCGUUCAACAAACAUUAAAAUCGGUUCAAUAUGUUGUGGUAAAUGACAGAGUGAUGAGGCAAAGUCGAUCGAUUUGCCAUGUGUUCAAUGUUUUGGUUUCGAUAUACCCUUUUCCCUGUUCUUUCAAGUGCUAUUCAACAACAUCAUUUUACGCAACAUCACGCAUUCAUGAAACGCGUUCUUUUUUUAAAACCAAAAUUCAAGUAAUACCAUUCACAAGCUACCACUCAUGGAGCCGCUUUUCAUCGACGCUGCCCACGCAUAAAAUGUAUCAAAUUAAUUUUCAUUCGAUUUAUAAUCGUCCUCCGAUUUUCAAUCAAUUAUAUCGUCCAUGCCAAUUAUCUAACGCCUUCGUAGAUUUCAAAGAAUUUAGUUGUUUUUUUUUUCGGUUUGAUUUCUUGUCAAUAUUUAUAAAUUUUCAUCUGGGCAAAUGUCUGGCGUCGAAAGAUUUCCACGGAUUUGAAGUAAAAGAAAAACUUUUGACGGCCAAACAGUAUGGGCUUUAUAAAACAGACUAAAUAUAUAAAUCAGAAAACAUUCACAAUCUGUACUACAAACCCAUGCAUAAUUUUAUAUACAGUCGUUGUUAUUAUUUUGAAGAUGCGCGUAUAAGUUGUGUUGAUCCUUCGAAGAUUAUCGAACCUUCCAUUUUAUUCCCAAUUAUUAUUCGAUGUUUCAUGCUGGGACAAAUGUUUAUUUGGAUCGUAGUCCGUGAAUUUCACUGCUUGUUGAUAGAACAGCUCAAAAAUUUCAGCCACUGAAAAGCUUCCGAACAAAUCUGCAAGCAAAUCUGUCAAUAUUUUUCCGAAAAAAGCGACACACACACACCAAUAUGUAUAUUACGUAGAUACAUGGGUGAAUAAUGAUAUGACAGAUUGAGAGUGAGAUCUCUUCUUUUCCGUCUGUGUGUAUUUUCAAGCAUCAUCGAUGUGAAAAGCUUCAGUGUUUACCACUUAAUUUGUUGAUUCGCUCCCCUUGAGUGUUUGCGCAUACCUAAUGAUUCUGACGCGGGAAGAAAGUGGAAUGAAGAGAAAAAAAAAGUUUUUGUGUCAUGUCGGUUAAUUGAUGUUCGUUCUGGCUUUUGAAGUCACUUAAUUCAUUGACAUCAAUACUUGAAGCUUGGGCACUUCAAUUGAGACAUCGUCAACACACUCACAGACUGCAAAGCAAACGAAAGAGCGGGAGCGAAAAGAGUGAAUGCAAAUUAAAGCGAUUCGCAUACAAUCAAAGUGAAUUGCUAUCAAACUAAUAAUAAGUGACAAAUGGUCGGUCUAUAAAAACAAAAACAACACACACACACACACACAAUCACUGUACAGGACAGGACAGGAAUGAGGGGAGCGAGAGAGUGAAAGGGAAUAAAAAUAGCGCAUUUUUGAGUUUGAGUUGAUUAUUUUUUUUAUGAAAGUCGAAUAAUAUCAGAAGCAUUCGUCAAAACAUGGAUAACAAACAUAGCGCAAACGACACAAACAAAUCAUUUAUAUAUUUAUUUAUAUAUUAACAUGCGCGCAUACACAGAGCACAAUCUCAUCAAUAUGGCGUGAGUCGAGCCUCUCUUUUUUUUCUCAAUAUUAUUAUGAGUCAAUGCAUGCAAUGUUUGUUGCCCCUUCGUGGUUAUGUACUGAUUUUGUUAUUCUCUAAAUUUAAUCGGCACCAAGCUGCUCGAGACGUUCGUCUAUAUACAUACAUGACUUUUGGGUUGUUUUUCUACAUAGAGUGGUUGACGUCACAACAGCAGCAGCAACAGCAGCAGCAGCAGCGUUAGUGCCCUGAGAGAGAGAGAGAGCUCAAGUGAAUGUCAAAGCAAUUCUGAAGGCAUUUUGAUAUGGCAUUUCACUCGGAGAGUGACAUAUGAUCAUUUAUAGAAUUUGGAUUGAAUGUGUUCUCACUCCAAAACAACCGAACUGUUGUUUACGCGCAACACACGAAAAAAAACAAUAACCACAAAAAUGCGCUCUCGCACACACAUUUCUUAUUUCGGGGGCAUUAUUUACUCACACAAAUUUUUUCCCCAUCGAAUUGCAUUCCAACCAAUAAUAAUGAUGAAAGCGAACAAAAUAAAAAUAAAUGAUAAACAAUUUCAACUUUUCAAAUUCGGCAAACAAAUAAAUGACACAUCAUUGCUGCCGCUGUUGCUGUUAACAAAAAAUAUCACACAACAAAAAGGAUUUAUACAAACAACAGCACAUGUUCAUCACUCGAGCUAUAUUUUACCAUUUCUUUUAUGGGAACUUUAUCGUUCGCUACCAUACUGAGCCAAUCAGCAUUCAUCAUCCGAAUGGCAAAAUAUUCGAGAGAGAAAAUGAGGCAACUUCAACUAAAAAUAUACACAUAAACAAAACCAUCCUAUUCCAUCUAUUGCUUGCUGUGCUUUUUGGACGAGCAUUGGCUUUGAUUGUGAUUUGGAAAAUUAUGAGCCGCAUUGGACGGGAGAAAAGAUGGAAUUUCCAAAUGUCGGGGUUCAAAAUCCGAAUCGCGCCGUACUCUUUGAAAACUGGUGGAACGAUUCAACUUGAAAUAUUUACGACUCGAGAUUUGUGUUAUUUGCGAUUUCUUUUCUAGAAACAUGUGAGCGUGACACGCGAAACCAACCAACACAAUCGCAUCCAAUUGAUUUUUAUCGCAGGAACGAAUAUAAACAGGAUUCGGAGAAUAUAUUCGAAUGAAGAAAAACAAAACUUCAGCUUAAUUUAGAUUUUUUUUUUUGUUUUGUUAGAUUUAUCGACAAGUCUAUUUACUUUUUUUUCAAGAAAUUUCGUGUGUGAUAAGAUUUCGUAAAUGUUGUUAUUAUCGUACAACCGCUUUGCGAAUGUGAAUUUCUUUUAUCGGCAACCGAUGAUAAGCACAUACAUAUUCAAACCGAUCAUAUGCAUAUAUAAUACAUAUAAAUUCAGUGGCUAUAAAUGUGCUAAUAAACUGGCUCUUGAAUGUGUACAUUCUCGAAAUUCGACACUUUUAGCGUAUUUACCUCCACCCCCCCCCCCCCUCGAGAAUGGAAUUAAAAGCCAAUCAAGACGUCUUUUAAAUGAGCGGCCAUCGAUAGGCAAUCACGUUCAAAUUGCAAUCAAAUUCUCACAAUAAAUAACCUUGUUGAUUGGCUGCAAUUACAUUAGCACUGAGCAUUAUUUUGCGCUGAAUCAUUCUAACUGAAUAAAUAUUAAAUUGUUUAUAAAAGUCGCUGUUUUUUUUUAAAUGCUAAAUUUGUUUAUUAACAAAACUUGGCAUUCGAUUGAGUGUACAGUGCACACUGUGUAUGAAUGGCAAACGUCGAAAGUAUGUGAAAAUAUUUGAAGAGUUUAUUCACAAAUCGUACUCAUUCUUGGGAUAAUCUCAAAAAUGAAAUCAUUGAGAUGAAAUUGCCUUUGCGUCAACUGAAACCGUUUGCGUUAUCGUCCCCUAAGGGAAUCGAUGAAGAAUCUCAUCAUUACACAGCAUUUGCCGUACAUUGAUUACUUGUACAAUGUUUGUUGGUGUCUUUGAAAAAUGCACACGCCUUCUUCUCCAUCCGUACCGUUGCCUAAAACCCAUUCCACUGCCACACUCAAGCUCACUGUAUAUGAAUCGAGACACAAAUCGCUGUAAGCCGUUACACGCGUCUAACGUUUUGCUCCCAUGAAUUUCAACAAUGAAUUGCAUUUUUGCGCAUCAAGCUCUCUUUCACUGUGUUUGUUUCGCUCUUCAUGUGUGUAGCCAUGGCCUGUCAAUAUCACCCAUAUUCAUUUUGUUGUGUCAAUCGAAAUUGAACCGAUAAACGAGUUAAAGGACACACAUCCGAACUCAAGCCGAUUUAUUCUCUUGAUGGCGUCUAUUGCAAUUGCAGUUACAGUCGAUUUGUAUUAUUACAGUAAUGUUGACUUCACGACGCCAAUAAUUGUUGUUGUUAUUGCAAAGACGCGUCGAAUUCUACACGUUUUCGUCUUUGUUUUGGUGGUAAGAGUGGUUGACCUUGAAUUCUUGUUUUCAGCAGCCUGAACACGUGCUCAGAUUUCUUUCGGUGUGUGUUGUUUUGCACUCGCUCUAGCUUGUCCGGCCCGAGUUUGCAUUUUACAAAUCGAUUUUUCUAAGUUUUUUUGUUUUGCAUUUGUUUCAAACAAAUUACUAUCGAGGCACAUGUUUGAGCGGUUUAUCUGAUAGAAGCCACAUGCUUGGGUCUAAGAUUUCAUGACAAUUUGCAACACAAAUUAUCGUACCUGAUUUAUAGGCUUUCAUUCGGUAUGUAAGUGGAUUCAACGAACAGAGACAGGCAUUACAGAGUGUAAUGGCAUGUGCUGUGGGAAUAUUGUCGUUUUUGCUUUCGUUUUCAAGUAAUUCACAAUCCUCUCUUUCGACAUUUGAUAUGAGCAAGUAAUAGAAUCCCCAUUGUUUUUCCCCGCACCAAAUUACAUUCAUUUUCGGUGGCACUUAUCUCAUUUCGGUGCAAACGAAUCUUAUCGAUUCGCUUUUCGCUGUUCCUCCUCUUGAAAAUACAAUAAUUUCGGCAGGUGUUCCGUCAUUUAAUCGGCAAUAUCUUAUCAUUAUGGUUGAUACAAUUGAAUGGAAACACGUGAGAAAUGUUCAAGGGCCAUUCCAUAUUUCAUUAAAUUCGGAAAUUCUGUCAUUUAUUCUCAUUUCUAAUAUCCUUCCACCCGUAAGCACAUACACCACCAUUUGAUUGCUCGUUGGCUUGUCCAUCAAAUUACAGUCCAAUAUGAGGAAUAACGCUCGCUUCGAUGCGGUGGAGCAGAGACAAGUAGCGGUAAAUAGUUGGAAAAAAGUAUCAUUGGUUUUCCCUCGAAAACAUUUAACUUUAUCCGUGUCCAUAAAUUCAAGUGCAUAAAAGUUUACCAAGAGAAAAAAAAGAGUUGUUAAACAAAGCCUCUGGGAAGAGUAAUGUUGAAAUGUGAUUUGGUACCGUGUUUGACUGUACGUUGGUGAGUUUGUGUUUUGGUUCUUACACAACAUGCUGUUGUCGUUUCAUUUGCUGUUGUUGUUGUUGCAGUUGUCGACGACGACUGCUGCUUUUGCUGCUGUUUAUACAUAUGUCUUACGAUCAAAUUUAAUGAAAUUUGCACACCAACGAACACAGACACAUACACACUCACGCUCAAACUAUUCGAUUUAGAUCUUAAUAUAAAUUUUUUACAGAAUGCGCCCAAUCAUUCGAUACAAGUUGGCAAUGUGUUGGAGUUUGUUUACAAAUUUUGUAUUGCUAUCGUCAACCAGUCAGGCUAUGUACUAGAUAUUCUAGAUAUGUAUAUCGUUUGUUUGGCUGCCAUAUAUUUUCUCCGCCAAUUCGCAAUAUUCUGAACAUAUUGGGUUGGUAAGAAUGCGACGGGAAUUACAUAGGCUAUCACACGGUCCCCAGAGCUAUUCAAAUGACUGUGUGCCAAUAUAUAUAUAUAAGCAAACAACUUUCUGGCUUGUGUACCUUUCCAUUAGAAUAUUUUCUCCUUUUCCAUUGCAUCCAUCUAUCGUAUAGCUCCAUCUAUUCGGUUCACUCCACAUCAAAUGACUCGACGUCAUACCACAACACACAUAAACACAAACCGCUACUAAUAGCGUGUGUCUACACGAACAAUCAAGCCAAUACAUACAAAUGGUUUGACCUUGAAUUUGACGCUAUUAUUUGGAUAUAAGAGAUUUUAUAUCUUCUCUACUUGGCAUGUUUUUACAUAAAAACACACACAGCCGCCCAUUCAGUGAUCGAAUUGUUUACGUUUUUAUGUGUUUCAUUUUGCUUUGGUUUUAAGAUCAAUUCUUCUUUUUAUUCUUGCUCUUUUCACCUGGCUGCUUUCUUCGAUAUUUUUUACCAAAAAAAAGAAACAUUAUUUUUCGAUUGGCAGCCAUAUCGAUUAUGGCUUCAAUGUUUGCUUGUUUGUUUUGGGUUUUUUUGGGAUCUGGCCAAAAUAUCGAUUACUUCAAGCGUUUUUCUGCUGUCUCGUGUUUUAUUUUUGAUUUUCCAAUUUUCGACGAGCCAAGCUCGAAAAUGGUUUUAUCGAUUUUCAAUGCCGACGUGGAGGCAAGAUUCGCGUCGAAGGGGCACCCAAAAACAGCUUCGAUAAUAAUAAAGAUGGAAUUUAAUGAGUUUCGAUUGACGCAGUCGACCAGAUCCUGAAUUAAUAUAAACAAACAUAACGCAUACACGCCAACAGCACCGCACACCGAUUGUGCUCCCAACCAUCCACUCGCAUAUCGAUGUGUGUUGGAGUCUGUGUGUAUGCGAAUGUUUUGAAGCGAAUGUUUUGUUUGUGAUUUUCGUCGAUUUACAUCAAUGAAGCUUUCGAGAGACGCUCAAGCGCACAAGAUUCCUACUAACACAGUUACGAUCCGACUCACUGUUGUUGUCGUCACUUUUCGUACACACAAUAACCAGCUCCGUGUUUCUGUGUUCAGUGUGUUGUGUGUUUGCUUUCGACCGAGUGCCAAGACAGACGUACUGUGGAUGGCUUGUGUUUUGAUUGCGGCUGUUCGUGUAGUGGUGAACAACACUGAAAUAGAAAUUAACAAACAAAUAGAACGUUACGCUGAAUGUUUUGUGCACAUCCACUUCGAAAACGUUCUGUUUAGUCGACAAAAAAUAGUCCGCGAAGCCGCUAUACAAUUCGACAAUAGGCUCCCCCUCGACAAAAUUGAAAGCAUUUUUAUUUUUCAAGUUCUCGGCCAAACUACAAAAUACCGACUAUUGCAUGCAAAAGCAUUUAUUAACUGUAUUUUAUAUUGUGUCACUGUGUUUAUUGUUGAGUUUAUAACAUUUAUUUCUACUUUUUUCUUCGUGUGUCAGAGACGUGAUUAAUUCUGAAGCGAAUUUUGUGUUGAACGAUUUACAAGAGAAGAGAAAAAAAACAGUCAGAAAGCGAAAAAAAAGCAACAGUGAACAAUUAAUCAAGGUGAUUUCUAGCGAAUCGCGCUGGGCAAACGGAAACAAUAAAAAAAAGUGUAUCAAGUUCAAGCGCAUGGAAGCAAUUUGAGCCGAGUUGUGAUCAGUGGCGUCAUAUCAUGAAUGAAUCAACAGAAGCGCUACUACUCUCAUAACAACAUCGACCAUCAACAACAAUCAUCAUCACAACAACAACAGCAACAGCAGCAUUAUCAACAAAUUUAUCAUCAGCACCAGAAUCAAAACCAAGUACCGCAUUCGCAUUACCAACCACACAACAUCUCCGAGCCCAUAUACUCAAAUUCGUUGCCAAGCUAUUCGAAUAUUGCGAUCAAAUCGGAGGUGCACUCCAACAUAAAUAAUAAUCAUCAGCCGAUUUACCAUAUGAUGGAAUCGACGCGUGAAAAUCCGAUGCUGACACAAUCGGUACCAAUACCGUGCACCGGCAAAAUGCUCGGCGAUUUUAGUGAUUUCAAUUUUGAUUUUGACCAAUCACAAUCACCGCAAAUGACACAAGACGGUAUCUAUAUUCCAACAUCGGGCACAUUGUUCGGUUUACCGAAUUCAAAUUCGAACUCCAAUUCGAAUGCAAUGUGGAGCAUCAUCAACGAAUCAUUGAUUACGAAACAAGAGCCAUUUCAAAUGGACGAAGACGAUAUAUUUCAAGUCGAUAAAUCGGAUCUGUUUCAAUCGCCAACGCUGGCCGAACUCAAUGGCGACACCACGCUAGAAGAUUUGAACAUUGAAGAUUAUAAUGAUUUGAUUUUGCCAUCAGAAAACACGGGACUAACACUAUUGAAUAAUGCAGCGACAGUGAAUUUGCAAGCGAAUUCCUUCAAUGAUACCUCAACACCACCACAACAAUUGCUCCAGUCUCAAACGCAAAACAACAUAGCAUCGAAUCAAUUGCAAAUGGAACAGCAGCAACAACAACAGAAUGACACCAUUCUUCUCGGUCAGGGCAUUACAAUGGGACGCGAUGCACUGUUGUACGAUGAACAAACGAACAUUUCAUCGACCAGUCCAUACGAUAUCUAUCAGGCAAAUACACCAAAAACACUUAAUUCAAAUGCUGCAUUUUCUCCGGACAGUCAAGGCAGUUCCAAUUCUCCAUUGCUUCAUAACUCAAUAUCGCCGCCGCCAUAUAUGUUGAACAACAAUACGAUUACACACAACAACAACAAUAAUAACAACAACAACAACAACAAGUUGCAGUACACAACGUUACAAGACCUACUGAAACAAGAGUCGCCGGAUCGUAGUUCAAAGCUUGGUCAAUCGGUGCCUGGUCCAUCGAACAUGACAACCGUGUUGCGAAAUCGCCAUGAAAACUACCAUCAACGCCGUUUGCAAUUCGCUCAUCAACACUCCGGUGGCAAUUCGUGCUUAUCCUCAUCGGCACCGGCCAAUUCAUCGGGAUGGCAUACACAGCAAAUGUGGCAACGACGUGAACCACGACAACACUUGCUCUCGACCGGUAGCCUGGCCGAAGCAACUGGUUCAACAUCAUCUCUCAGCACUGGCGGCGUUGUCAGUCCGGAAGCCAACGAUUUCUCACACGAUGAAGGCUACGAAGACAGCGACAGCGAUCACUACGAGGACUAUUCCACUGAUGAUGAUUCGGGCAAUGAAGAUACAACAACACCAAAAGGAAGCAAAAAAGAGAGAUAUUUCUGGCAAUACAAUGUUCAGGCCAAAGGACCAAAAGGACAACGCUUAGUGAUUAAAACUCACGCUGAGGAUCCACAUUGUCUGAAUGAAGUCACCGAUCCCGUGUUUAGUCCAAGCUGUUCUGUGCGUGGAAUUAAGCACAGUGGUAAAGCUCGUAAAGGCGACGGCAAUGAUCUGACACCAAAUCCGCGUAAAUUGCAAUGCAUUGGCAAGGAAUUGGAUAAAUUAGGUCGAACAAUCAAUCAAAUGACAUCGGUUAAUGAGUCGCCAUUCAAGGAACGGCCCAAAUUGCGCAAAGAGAAAAAUAAAUUGGCAUCGCGAGCAUGCCGUCUCAAGAAGAAGGCACAGCACGAAGCCAAUAAAAUUAAAUUGUAUGGACUAGAAACCGAACACAAACGACUACUCUCCAGCAUCGAGGACAUCAAGAAAAUCUUGGCUCUCAAAUACAGUCAUCUCUCUGAAAACACCGAUGAGAUGAAUGCCCAAAUUGAUAACAGCGUAGCCACCGCCACAAGUAAGUUAAAUAUCACACUUCUUAUGCACAUAGCGCGCCAAUUUAUUUAUUUACGCGUUCUCGCGCGCCCUUUUCUUCGUCAACGUUUGUUUUCUUUGUUUGUCGUUUUCUGUAUAUUGAAAAUCAAUUUUAUUUGCUUUAAUUUUGCUUUGAUCAGCAUAAAUGAAUAUCAAUUGAAUUGAAUGACAACAAACGGAAAAGGAGUGUAAAGACAAAAUUGAAAAAUACACACACACACACACUAAAGUUUACAUCGAACGAACCGUUCAAAGUCUUUGCUAGUCUAAAGUAAAUACAGCAGAGCAAAAAAAAGGCAGCACAACACCAUAUUUGAAUUUUCAAUUGUUUGUCGCUAUAAUCAAUUUAAAAACAAUAUUUGCGUUGCUUUGUUUUUUCCUGUUUCCAUGGUCUUUAAUUCAACAAUUCUCACUUAAUAAUGUUGUUUCUUCUUCUUCUUCUUCUUCUUCUUCUCUUUUUUGCCAUCUUCCUGAAAACAAAAAUAAUCCAUAGAAUUACAAAUAGCCGGAACAUCCACGGAAUUUGUUAACAAAGUGUUAGAAAAAGUGAAGUGUGGCAUACCAAACGGUGGGCUGUAUGAAAUUUAAAUGCUAUCAUCGAGUCGAUGUGAACGUGUCAGUGUUCAUGACCACCAAAUCUGUCAUCGAUAAACAAACAUAUGUGUUUACGAGUACCGAGCAAGUUUCAAAGCAUUUUUCAUCAACCGAGUUCAAGAACCAACGUAAAAAGAAUUGAUUUUAAAGAAAAACGUCGAUCCAGCGAGCCAAUUCUCGGCCCAUUGGGAAACGACCGGAACGAUAAUCACAUCGAACUAUGUAUGCUGAAUAUACACCCAGCCCAACUUUUGAUUUAAGAGCAAAAAACAUUAUGCUGUAAAUUUGAAAAAAAAAACAAGAAAAAAAGGAACAUUUAAGAAAAUAUAGGUUUAUGACACGGUGAAAGCGAAA